Messenger RNA from Papilio machaon (common yellow swallowtail), 1703 nucleotides. RefSeq lists its product as uncharacterized. The record is from RefSeq and is a predicted model, not a curated record. Lineage: Eukaryota; Metazoa; Arthropoda; Insecta; Lepidoptera; Papilionidae. The coding region runs from base 241 to 1227 and encodes 328 amino acids. The transcript has a single exon.
CUUUUUUAUUUCAUUAUAUAAAACUCAUUUUGGACAAUAAAAAUGGACACCAUUACAUUGAAACGAUAGCUUGCAGUGGUCACCCUUUGCAAAGAGAAUGCUCACGUUCCUCGCAUAGCGCACUUCUCUAUAACAAAGAUAAAAAUUAUCAAUACUGAUUAACGGCUGAUACAUCGUUAUUAAUCAGUUGUGAUUCGCUUGUGCGCGUUGUGUUACUUAUUGUGAAUUAAUUUGUUAGCAAUGGGCGCGACGGGGAAGUUCAUGGUGGUAGCGUUGCUGUCGUGCGGCAUCACCGCAGUUGUCUCUACCGCCUAUGUCAUAUUGUGCUGCCUCGCGCUUAUCUUCAGGUUUGACUGCUCUAUCGGUCAGACCAUACUGCAAAAUUCAGAUUACCUCCUUAUUUCAAUUUAUAAGCAGUACAUACAAGAUGAAAGUUGUGGAACAUUUUUAGCAAUAGACGAUUUGACGGAUUCCAAAUCAGUGUUCGUACUAACUACAGUGUCUCUGGCGGUGUCGGCCGCCAGCGUUGUUGCCACGUUGUCACUAACCAUAGCUGUACUCAGCAGAGGAUGUUGGUACUACUUGGACUUCAGUGCGUACGUGCACACUGGCCUGUGUCUGGCGAUGCUUGUAGUGGACAUCACAUUUGCCGUACAUUUCGGCUCGGAUUACACCUCACUUACGGAUAAAUUAAACGCCAACACAGUAAUGGCACCAACCAAUUAUAUGAUAGAUACAUUGAGAAUCGGUGCAUUCUUACUCAUGGUGCUGACGAUGAAAGGAUUCGUGGCUCACGCAGUAAACUUGGUUCUACUGGUGUUGUUAAUCUAUUACUUGCAUAGUAAAAACGCAGAAGAAAGACAGCAACAUUCGAUCCACAGUCGAGGACUUUUAAAUGCGUUCGAACAACCCAGCUACAAUGAACCUUGGGCGUUGCAGCAGGGUUGGACUUCUACUCUAGGGUCCAGUGGUAACGUCCACACGGACUAUAUGUAUAACGAAGGGCCGCCGCGGUCAUCGAAUUGGGAAUUCAUGCAGGGGAAUCGUUUCCCAAGGCAAGACUCGCAGCCUCGUGUGGGGACUAUGCCGCCUCGCCCGUUCUCGUACUCAGAGGACCCAGGACUGACGCCGGCGAUGCUGAGACCCACUCCACCGAAGCCUUACACGCCGAAUCCCGACUAUAGUCCAAACCCACGUUUGAAAUCUGCCUUAAAGACUACCUAUUAGUUUUGAACUAAAUUAAUGUAUUUAAAUAUAUUUUUGUAGUCAAACCAACUUUAUGUGUAAAUGUAGACUUUCUGCUAAAUUGCCCCAAGCGUUAAAACACUUUUUUUAUGUUCCUACUUAGGCCACGUUGUGCAGUAAUAUGUGCAACAUAACCUCACUCAAAAUGUAGACGUCUGUUUGUGCAAGUUUAAUUUUAUUCCUUCUUAUUUAUUUUAUUUUCACAAAGUUGUGUCUCCUUCUGUUUAUUCAAGUUUAAUUGUUUCUUAUAUCAUUAAUUUAUCACUUAAGUAUGUCUAUUAUAUUUAUAAUCAAAUUAUUGUCACACUUUUAUCUAAUGUCGUGAUCGUUAGAUACAUCAAACGGAAAUGAUUGCCACUUCUAAGCAUUUCUUAAAGCACAAUUAUGUAGUAGUUUUACAAUUAGAGGUUUUUGUAAACUUACGUUUGUCUGUGGCGCCCUCUGCCGAAAAACACGAA